CCACUUAACUUAAUCAUCAUUCCCUUCACCGCACAGCCAACGCAGUCGCCUCUUUAAUUGCAUGCCUUGAAAAGUCAAAGCACAGAGCGACUGGUAAUAAGAAAAGUUGAAAAAUAGGCACAGCUUGUUCCCCUCCUUUAUGACUAUGCUUUGUUUUUUUAAGGAUAAGCUACAACAAUGGAUCGAGAGCGAAAGAUGAUAAUGACGAAUUGAUCUGUGUUUUGUGUUUCGUGUUUAGUGAGCUCCUCCUCUUAAAUUUGCUGCGACAGUGUGAUGAACUAGAAGUCAGUUGGCGAAGAUGAAGUUUAUGAAGCUUGGAUACAGACCUGAUUCCUUCUUCUUCGCCGCUGAAGCAAUCAGGUCUGUCUCGUCGGAGGUGUCCACUGACCUCGAAAUCCAUGUUCAUGGAAGCUUGUACCGCCUGCACAAGUUUCCUCUUUUGUCGAAAUGCCUCCGCCUCCAGAAGCUUUGCUCUGAGAUCGAGGAUGCCGGUGAGAUCGCCGUCGUUCACCUGCCGGAGUUCCCCUGUGACGCCGACGCUUUUGAGCUCUGCGCCAAGUUUUGCUACGGCAUUGCCAUCACGCUCAGCGCGCUCAACAUCGUCCCCAUCUGGUGCGCCGCCCACUACCUGCGGAUGAGCGACGACGCCGACCGCGGCAACCUCCUCGGCAAGCUCGACGUCUUCUUCAGCUCCUGCAUCCUCCGCCGGUGGAAGGACACGCUGGUCGCGCUGCAGAGCACGCGGCAGCACGCCCCUCCUCUCUGCGAGGAGCUCGGCAUCACCGGCCGCUGCGUCGACGCCGUCGCCACCGCCGUCGUGGCCAAUCCCCUGCUCCCGGGCGCGUCCGGAAGCUGGUGGGACGACGACCUCACCGAACUUUGCGUUGACCACUACUGGCGCGUCAUGGUCGCCGUCAAGUCCGCCGGGAUCGUCCCGGCCAAGCUCGUCGGCGAGGCGCUGAGGGCCUACGCCCUCCGGUGGCUGCCGAUCCAUGACGACGACGGCGGAGAGCUCACUGCGAAGCAGAGGCUGGUGAUGGAAAAGAUACUGAGCUUGCUGCCGCAGGAAAAAGGCUCUGUUUCCUGCAAUUUCCUGCUGAAUCUUCUCAAAGCGGCAAACUUUCUCCAAGCUUCGACUUCAUUGAAACUGGAACUGGCCAGAAGAGUCGGAUCACAACUGGAAGAAGCAACCGCCGGCGAUCUCUUGAUCCCAUCCAACUCCAGCGACACACUAUACGAUGUGGACAUAGUGAUGACCAUGCUAGACGAAUUCUUGCUGCAGUUGCAGAGCCCUGCGAGCGAGAGGAAGGUGGAGUUGGAAGGUCGGCUAUCCUCCUCUCACAGCUCUAAACUGCGAGUAGCCAAGCUCAUCGAUGGCUACCUCCAAGAAAUCGCCAGAGACAACAACUUAUCCGUGGAGAAGCUAAUUGCCGUCGCUCAAGCUGUUCCAGAUUUCGCCAGGGUUGACCAUGACGAUCUCUACAGAGUCAUCGACAUCUACCUCAGGUCACACCCGGAGCUCGACAAGAACGCGAGGAAGCAACUGUGCAGAAUGCUAGACUGCAAGAAGCUCUCGGUCGAGGCCUGCAUGAAAGCAGCACAGAACGAGCUUCUUCCCCUGCGGGUGGUGGUGCAGGUCUUGUUCUCCGAGCAAUCGCGGGCCGCCGCCUUGUCAGGCUGCCAAGUCACCGAGCUGCCCGGCAACCUCAAGACGCUGCUGGCUAAGACCGCGGUUGAAGACGAAGAAGACCGAGGUCGGAGCAUCACGAAGUCGAAAUGUCCGACCGCGGAGAAGCCCGAAACUCUCAAAAUGAAGCUCGCGCAAGAGCACGACGACGAGAUCGACUACGAUCUGAUUCCGCGCGAAGCGCUCCUCCUGAGGAGCGUUUCCUCGCGGUUCAGAGCCCUGUGCUCGCUCCCUAAGAAUCCCAAGAGGAUCAUCAGUAAACUGCUGGCGAUGAACAGAGGAACUAAUUACUAAGGCCACUGUUUAGUCGUCUAUAAUCGAUCGCUUCCAUCUUCUUCCUCAUAAGAUUUCUACUCUCGAUCUUUGAGAAUGAGCUUGUUCAUGCUGACAGAUCUGACAGAAUAGGAUUUGUGUUCGCCGAUCUUUGUGCGAUGGUUUGCUUUCGGUACUGCUCGCCACGAACGGGACCAGUUUAAACGCAGUGUUGCCCACAGCUCCCUAAAGCCAUCCUCUCCGGCAGAAAAACAUUGAAGAGCGAGAGCGAUGACCAAAAGAUUCUACACCUCGAUCUCCACAUCUUCUUUCUUUCAGUGUCAAUCAUGGAGCACUCGUUAUCGCAGCAGACAGUCGGACACGUCUCACGUGCUCUGCUGGCUCUUGAUUGCAUGCGCUUGUGAGACAGAGGACGUGAACUUGCAGCAGGAUGGUGAUGGUCGCCUGGAAGGAGAUUGGAUUACUGCUAGUUGGAUUUUGCAGAUCCUGAAGGAAGGAGGUUAAUGUUUCAUGAGACAGGUUUGUGUCUGCAAUCUGUUAACUAUGAGCUGAGAGUUUUCCAAGAUGACGAGAUGAUAAUUAAGCAGUAGAGCAGUAAGUUUAGAUUUUUCAAAUUAUAUAGAAUAGCUUAAAAUAUUAUGACUGAUUA
Messenger RNA from Zingiber officinale, 2609 nucleotides. Its product is annotated as BTB/POZ domain-containing protein At1g67900-like. Lineage: Eukaryota; Viridiplantae; Streptophyta; Magnoliopsida; Zingiberales; Zingiberaceae. The transcript has 4 exons. The record is from RefSeq and is a predicted model, not a curated record. The coding region runs from base 299 to 1981 and encodes 560 amino acids.